GAAAAGUUCAGCUGUGGGCGUCAGAGGCGUCGAAACGGAUCACGUCUCGACCUUUUUUGCAAAAGGGAGUCCUCUCGACCGUCCCUAUCGGGCAAGUAUUCGUCCACCCAGGCUCAAACACACCCUCGCCAACCUAGCAUUCCCAUCGCGCCGACCUCACAGGAAAGAGCAGCUCUCAGCGCAGACGCAGUCAAGUUUAACCGUGUUCUCUCACGCUGUCUCGAUCUUUGCGAUCUUUGACUUUGCGUCCAGAUUCCAGUCUCCAGACUUUUCAUUCGUUUCUAGAGCAAAACGGCCUCUUUCCUUUGGUGUUCGCUUUUCAAAGUCCCCCAUCUAGAACCCCACUGCCAGCCUUAGGACAGAGACUGCGCCAGGGAUAAUCGUCUUUAUCGUCUGAAUAGCUGCCGACUCUGCUUUUCAACGUCGCUGCGCCGUACUCACACACUCUCCAGCUCACCAGAAAGCGCAGAGCGCGCCGACUGUUGUUCCUCUCUGAAUUUGUCUUUAAUUUCCGUCGCCUCGUUCUGCGAGCACCGUUGUUCCGCCUCUCCGGGACCCCUCUGCUUUUCUCCGCCUCUCGCCUCCCCGCUGCUUUUUCCGCUGCUUUUUCCUCGACUCACCUGCGCGUCUUCUUCCUCUGGAAAGUUGUAGCGUUGAAAUGCGGUUCUCUCCUCUUUUUUCAUCUCGUCUGCCUCAUCUUGCUUGCCGCUGCCGACGGUGCGUCCUCUUCCGCUUCGUUGCUGUCUCUCCGCGGUCUACUCUGCAGUGUCUCCGUCCCGGUGUCGCGUCGAGGCUUUUCUCCCACCGCAGAUGCGCAAGCGCAUCCUUUGUCCACUCUCGCAAAACGUCUGUGCACCAUCUUCUUUCAGAGAACGCUAGACCUGUCCUCUCUCUCUUCUGCUGACAGUCUCCCCUGCUUCCGUUUCCCCAGUUGGCUCUCGCGCUGUUUGCGGGUGUUUCCUUUCUCCAGCGUUUUAGUCGUCGUAGCUUUUCCGUCCUUCUUUCCUGGCGUUCUUUUCUCUCUCCCUCCUUCCUUCUCUUUCUCGCUAUCUCUCCUGCCUACCCUUCUGCUAGGUCUGAGAGCAACUGCAUGCGUUUCGGAGUCUCUUCGCCGCGAUGUGUCUCUCCGGCCGCAGCUUGAGCGCACUGACAAAUGCUUCACUCCUCCAAGGAAGCAGCUCCAGUCUUCCCGUCCUCCCUUAUGAGUCGCCCAACUCGCGCGAACGGUUGACGGAAGCUGCAAACAAACGCGAGAGACACGAUGGUCGCAGAUUCGAAGAAAUGCGUGCGAUGUGCAUGCAAACGCACUCCCUCGCAGCAGCCGCCGGAUCGGCCUUUGUUUCUGUCGGGAAGACCAAGCUGAACUGCGCCGUAUACGGCCCCCGUCCGAACAUGAAACAUGCGUCGCAGGAUCGCGGCAGCAUCAACCUCGAAUUCAGAUUUGCCCCCUUUGCAACGACGGGGAAAGACGCCUGCAGUGAACGAGACACUGCCCAUUUGACAACUUUACUUCAUCAAGCUCUCAACGCAGUUGUCCGCCUAGAUCUCUACGCGAAAUCGACGAUUGCGGUUUCGGUGCUUGUGCUCGAAGAUGAUGGAGGUCUUAUCUCGGCGGCGCUCACUUGUAUCGGUCUCGCUCUCGCCGAUGCAGGCAUUGAAAUGCUGGACGUCGUGACAGGCGCCUCGGCGUGUGUGUUCUCCGUUGGACACCCAGACAGCCCCCCUCGAACCUGCGUCCUCCUCGACCCGGACGCCGAGGAGCGCCGAGCCUUUGCAGACAAGAACUGCACGUUCGUCGACCUCGGCUACUGUCCGGCUUUAGCUUCUGUCUGCUUCAUUCACGCUUCGGGAACACUCCUCGCAACCGAGAGCGGCGAACAGAUGUUGCGUUUAUGCGAGGCAGCAUGUUACGCUGUGGCCGACGAGGUGCGAAGCUGCUUGCGGCGUUCCUUCUGUCUGCGGCAAGAAGAGAAAAGAGACCGGGAGACCCCACAGGCGCCUGUAAACCUCUCUCCUCCCUCCAGCUGAUUCAAAUGUUGCGGGAGACUCUCCCACUGUUUACAGUUCUUUUUGCGAGUUUUUAAAUCCCUUUUCAACGCUGAUGUGCCAGAAUCGAGGAGCAGUGCGCUCGAGGGCACCAUGGCUCAGAAAGGCCAUACUGGUUCCACUCAUUCGUCUAUGCAGUUGUAUCUGUAAAGUAAAAUAACUAUAUGGUCCACUUUUAAUUAUUGUAAAAGUGGAUGCAGUUACAUCAUAAAUUAAUACCUAUCUAUAUCUAUAUCUAUAUACAUCUGUAUAUAUAGGUAUAUAUAUGUGUACAUAUUUGAUUACUGUAUAGUCGUAUGUGUAGAUGAACACCUGUAUGCAGUCGUAGAUAUAUCGCGUUAAAGAGUCGUUUGUAGGCUUAACUGUAUGGAUAUGUGAAUGUAGCAAUGCAUUAGCUCGAGGAUGUCAUGCUCUUUGCUUCUCGAAGCGAGUUUCCGUCUUUGAGCGAAAGGUCCUGAUCGCAGUGAACUCUCAGCGCGACGCCGUUCCUGUUUCUCCAUUUUUUUGAACCAGAUGCAAGAGAUCUGAGGUUUAUUCGUAAACCAUUUUUCGUCGCUGCCGGCCGCCGGUGUCGCGGGAAAAGCAUUUUUUAGAAAACCGUGGAUUUAUUCGCACUGUGUGCACACCGGCGACAAGCACGCGAUGUAAACUACA
This is a messenger RNA of Toxoplasma gondii ME49, 2700 nucleotides long. Its product is annotated as 3' exoribonuclease family, domain 1 domain-containing protein. Gene Ontology annotation, cellular component: nuclear exosome (RNase complex); cytoplasmic exosome (RNase complex); nucleolus. The coding region runs from base 1117 to 2028 and encodes 303 amino acids. The transcript has 8 exons. NCBI's taxonomy places the organism in Eukaryota, Apicomplexa, Conoidasida, Eucoccidiorida, Sarcocystidae. The record is from RefSeq and is a predicted model, not a curated record. Gene Ontology annotation, biological process: U4 snRNA 3'-end processing; rRNA catabolic process; nuclear mRNA surveillance.